UUUUACGGACCCCGCUCGCAUAGUCGUAUCCACCGAAAAACCCAAGGACAACCAUAAAGAGAAAAGAGUUUCCUCAGCCCCGAGACAUCCGAAGGAAUCAGUGAUCGUACAAAAUCAACCGCUGAGAGUCUCUGGGCCAAAAUGAAAAAUUUUCCGGCUAGUCAGGGCAGUUUCAUCAAUCAGAGUUGCUCGGGAUCCCACACUAGCUUUCCUGCGUCCAUCAAUAACAGGAAAGCUUAGGCCCUAGGGCGUAGAUGAAAAAGUUUCCCGGCGACCCAGGGUAGUCUCAGCAAUUCAGAUUCUCUGGGGGCCUCUCAAAAGAGAAUCCUUGGAAACUACAACCUGGGACGUAAAAAGUGCAAAAUUUUCCGCUCUGAGGGCAGGUUCAUAAAUUAGGAUUCUUCUGGGGUUCGACGCGCGCUCGGAAUAUAACGGAGACGAAGAUGAGUCAGACUCGCUCCGAAACGAGUCACGAUCCGUUCAAAGCCUCCAAAUUCUUCGCUUUCCCAGAAAAACUCUCCGAUAUCUUCGUGGUUUUCAUGCGACUUGGCCUCCUAGUCUGCCUCGUCGCGUCCGUCUCACUCGCUCUUCACUCGGCGUUCUCGACCCGGAACCGGUGGCCCUCCUUCCCGGAGCGCUUGUCCCGAAACGCCUCGGACCGUAAAACCGGACCCACCAACAUCUCCCACCUCCUUUUCGGCCUCGCCGGCACGGUUCACACGUGGCGCGAUCGGAGCCGCUACAGCGAGCUCUGGUGGCACCCUAACGCCACCCGCGGUUUCGUCUGGCUCGACGAGAAGCCCGACACUAACGUCUCCCGUCCCGAUUUUUCGGUGCCGUACCGGGUCUCGGAGGACUGGACCCGGUUCAAGUACUCGAGCUCUCAAUCGGCCGUUCGAAUUGCCCGAAUUGUUUUGGAGAGUUUCAAGCUUGGGUUACCGAACGUGAGGUGGUUCGUGAUGGGGGACGAUGAUACGGUUUUCUUCACUGAGAACUUGGUUUCGGUGUUGGCGAGUUACGAUCACAAUCAGAUGUACUACAUUGGCGGAAACUCCGAGAGCGUGGAGCAAGACGCGCUGCACGCGUACGAUAUGGCUUUUGGUGGCGGUGGGUUUGCAAUCAGUUACCCGCUAGCGGCGCAGCUGGUCCAAGUAUUCGACGGUUGUCUCGAUAGGUAUUUCCAGUUCUACGGCUCUGAUCAGAGGGUGUGGGCAUGUGUGAGCGAGAUCGGUGUGCCUCUCACCAGACUACGUGGGUUCCACCAGGUACGCUCGUUCGAUAUUAGAGGAGACCCGUAUGGCAUUCUAGCAGCACACCCACAAGCGCCACUCCUGUCUCUCCACCACCUUGACUACUUGAAGCCUAUUUUCCCCAACCAGACCCAAAUAGACUCCGUCAAGUCCCUCAUGCAUCCAUACCGGGCUGACCCGAGCCGAAUCCUGCAGCAAAGUUUUUGUUACAACCACAGGCGUAAAUGGUCGGUGUCGAUUGCAUGGGGAUACACCAUUCAGAUAUACACAUCGCUUUUGACGGCCAUGGAUUUGCAGACGCCGCUGCUGACCUUCAAGACAUGGCGGACUUGGAAGGAUGGACCUUUUACAUUCAAUACCCGACCCGUGAGUUCUGACCCGUGUGAACAGCCUUUUACUUAUUUUUUGGACAAGGUUCAGGAGGUAGGGAAGAGUGGAACUCUGACUACUUAUAGGAGGUACGUGGCUAACCAAGGGAAGAGUUGUGAUAAAGCCGACCGUGCCCCUGCAAUGGCAGUACAGAGUAUUAAAGUCUCCUCAAUGAAGAUGGACUCAGAGCGUUGGAACAAGGCGCCACGUAGACAAUGUUGUGAGAUUAUGGAUCGUGGAACCGUGAAGAGCAGCAGCAUGCGAAUUAGGAUUAGAAACUGCAGACCAUGGGAAACUAUUACCAUUUGAUGCUUAUAUAUUUUUUAUUUUAUUC
Molecule: messenger RNA, 1953 nt
Organism: Alnus glutinosa
Lineage: Eukaryota; Viridiplantae; Streptophyta; Magnoliopsida; Fagales; Betulaceae
Exons: 3
Coding region: 444-1928 (494 amino acids)
Molecular function (GO): acetylglucosaminyltransferase activity
Source: RefSeq, a predicted model, not a curated record